UUUUAUCACCUUAUUUUAUUUAUUGCUCAAAGGCUGCCUUACCUGCUUACGAGCCAUUGAAAAGAGGAGAGAGAGAUAGAGAGAGAGAUACAAACUUCAAUAUUCAAUAAUCAAUAAUCUGGAAGAGUCUGGAAAUGGUAGCACUGAGUGGCUGAAUUUCUUUUCUUUUCUUUUUGCCCAUGAAUGAAGUGGAUGCUUGAAGACAAAAGAAAAACACUUUCUUUAUCCAUUGGAGCUCUCCUUGUGCAUGAAUCGCAGCUAAGCUAAGGACAUCAAUUCUGAAAUUCGAUUUUGAGUAAAACUUGAAUUGGGUUUUGCUAAACAGUGAAUGAAUUCAUCUGUGCAGUCUCUGAUCUAGAGAAAUACAGAAGAAGAAUAAGAAGAAGAUAAAAGCAGCAGACCGAAGAACAUGUCUGUUGCUCUAUUAUGGGUUGUAUCGCCCAACUCUGAGCUUAGCUGUUGCGGAUUGAUGGAAAACAAGUUGGUAGAUCCUCUGAAACCAAGAAACAGAGGUGGAGCUUUAAUCCGCCAUGCAAAAUUAAGGGCGGGGAAGAAAGAGAACUGGAAUUCCGAUCUGAUAUCUGGUUGGGAGAGAACAUCAUCAACAAGAACAAGAUGUAAGACCCAUAUAGUUUCGAGUAUGGUAGUUAACCCUGGUGCGGGAGAAAUUGUGAUGUCAUCUGAGCAAAAGGUGUAUGAUGUGGUGUUAAAGCAGGCUGCUUUAGUGAAGAACAAGAUCAAAGCCAAGGCUGAUGAAGAUGUUAAACCUGAAGUUGUCCUUCCGGGUUCUUUAUCCGUUUUAAGUGACGCUUAUGAUCGUUGCGGCGAAGUCUGUGCAGAAUAUGCCAAGACAUUUUAUUUGGGAACAUUGCUGAUGACACCUGAGAGGCGAAAAGCAAUCUGGGCUAUAUAUGUAUGGUGUAGGAGGACUGACGAGUUGGUUGACGGGCCAAACGCUUCGCAUAUAACGCCAAUGGCUUUGGAUAGGUGGGAAUCAAGACUGGAAGAUCUGUUUCGAGGGCGUCCAUUUGACAUGCUUGAUGCUGCUUUGGCUGAUACAGUUGCCAAAUUCCCAGUUGAUAUUCAGCCUUUCAAAGACAUGAUUGAAGGAAUGAGGAUGGAUUUGAGGAAGUCUCGAUACAACAACUUCGACGAAUUGUACCUCUACUGUUACUACGUGGCGGGUACAGUCGGGCUCAUGAGUGUUCCCAUAAUGGGAAUUGCUCCCGAUUCCCCAGCCUCAACUGAAAGUGUUUACAACUCCGCCUUGGAUUUGGGUAUCGCUAAUCAGUUGACAAACAUACUUAGGGACGUCGGGGAAGAUGCAAGGAGGGGUAGGAUUUACCUGCCCCAGGAUGAAUUAGCUAAGGCAGGACUCUCGGACGAAGACAUAUUCGCCGGUAAGGUGACUGAUAAAUGGAGGAAUUUCAUGAAGAGUCAAAUCAAAAGGGCUAGAAUGUUCUUCGAUGAAGCUGAGAAAGGGGUUACUCAGCUCAGUGCAGCCAGUAGAUGGCCUGUGUGGGCGUCCCUGCUUUUGUAUCGACAAAUUUUGGACGAGAUUGAGGCCAACGAUUACAACAACUUCACAAAGAGGGCUUAUGUGAACAAACCGAAGAAGAUCGCGGCACUGCCCAUUGCCUAUGCCAAAUCUCUCAUGCCCGCAUCGAGAGCGCUUUCUCAUUCCUUAGGCUAGAUUAGAUCCUCAACCUGUUUCCAAAUCAAAUACAGUUCCAGGCCAGAAAAGCAUAUGAUAAAGAAAUCUGUUGUACAUCAUAUCAUAAAAGUUGCUAUAUAUAUUUUAUUCAAGGCUAGCAUUA
This is a messenger RNA of Impatiens glandulifera, 1817 nucleotides long. RefSeq names its product phytoene synthase 2, chloroplastic-like. The record is from RefSeq and is a predicted model, not a curated record. Lineage: Eukaryota; Viridiplantae; Streptophyta; Magnoliopsida; Ericales; Balsaminaceae. Gene Ontology annotation, molecular function: geranylgeranyl diphosphate synthase activity. The transcript is spliced from 6 exons. Gene Ontology annotation, biological process: carotenoid biosynthetic process. The coding region runs from base 410 to 1693 and encodes 427 amino acids.